AUGAGCCCCGACAGGAGCACCCCGAUCGAGGGGAAGGACGCCCAGGACCCUCAAUCACCGCCCUCGACCUCGUCCGCGUCGAAAAAACGAACGAGCACCGCUGCCGGGCUCGACAGCAAUGGCAAUCCCAAGCCCGUCAAGAGGAGAGCCGCCAAGGCCUGCGCUGGGUGCAGAGCCCGCAAGGUGCGGUGCGAUGUGACCCAGAGGUAUCAUGUCACGGCGGACGGUGAGGUCACCUGUACGAACUGUGCGAUGGACGGCAUCAAGUGCGUGAUCGAGGAGAGCAAACGGCGGAAGAAGCAUCUCAAUGCUGCCCCAGCUCCAACCUCCACCGCUGGCCAGACUCCCACCGCGGAGGGAGGCGCGCAGACCUGGCAGAAGGGCAUCGUCAACCCCUCAGACAUCGUCGGUGCUGAGGCGCGCAGAGGCAGCGGAUCGAUCCCCCUGUCGAAUGACAUCGGAGGCAGCGACCUCAAUGCUUCCCAGCAUGUGCCUCACUCAAUCUACCAAAACGUGAACCAGCAGAUCAACAAGGGCGAGAUCCGGCGGCGUCAGAGUUUUAUCUCCUCGCCCUACGACUCGGAUCCGACCUACGGGCUGCUCAAGUUGGCCUCCUUCCAUGGCGACAGGACCGCGACGCGAUUGGCAUCACCGUCCAUGCCUCCCGCGCCCGUGCUCAAGCACAUCCUGCCGGACUAUCUCAAACCUCUCCCGCAGCGGAUGACCUCCGCCGACAUCGAUUACCUCUACGCGAAGGGCGCCCUCUCUAUCCCCGACAUCCCGAUUCGAAAUGCGCUCCUUCGGGCCUACAUCGAAUACGUACAUCCAUAUAUGCCCUUGGUCGAGAUCCACGAGCUCCUCCAGAUCAUCGACGAUGGGACUGGCGAGCCCGAGAAGAUCAGUCUGCUGUUGUUCCAGGCCAUCAUGUUCGUGGGCACAGCCUUCGUAGAUAUGGACUUCUUGAGGGCUGCGGGCUACACGAAUCGAAAAGCUGCGAGGAAAGCGUUUUUCCAGAAAGCUAGGGUUCUCUACGACUUUGACUACGAGAUCGACCGCGUUUCCCUCGUCCAGUCACUCCUCCUCAUGACAUAUUGGUACGAGACCCCGGAUGACCAGAAAGACACAUGGCAUUGGAUGGGUGUUGCGAUCUCACUGGCACACACGAUCGGGCUGCACAGGAAUCCGGAAAACUCCAACAUGGAGCCGAAUAAGAAGAAGCUGUGGAAACGGAUCUGGUGGUCGUGUUUCAUGCGGGAUCGUCUGGUCGCACUGGGCAUGCGGCGCCCAACGAGAAUAAAGGACGAGGAUUACGAUGUGCCAAUGCUCACGGAGGACGAUUUCGAGAUCGCUCCGCUUUCUGAUAGCAUCACCAUAAUCCCGUCGGAUUGCACACUGAUCAGAGAUGUGGACGCACAGAGGGAAUUGGCACACAUGUGCAUUGCAAAAGCAAAGCUCUGUUUGUGCAUCAGUCACGUCUUGGGCGCCCAAUACUCGGUCUUGGUCCGGUGUCAAGGGAUGCAAGGUCAGGAAGGCAGUACUCGCUCCAGCGUGAUGCUCUUCCCCAAGAAAUUGGAUCAGACGGAUGAGGUCGAGCGCUGUGAUGACGAACUGACCCAGUGGGUCAACGAGCUUCCUGCUUGCUGUCAAUAUACCAAUGAGAUGGGCGUUGGAAACAGCGCCGCCCCUGUCUUCGUACAAAGAGCCCUGUUGCAUAUGGUAUACUUCACCACGCUAUCCGCAUUACACCGACCUCAAGUUCUACCUUCGGCCGCGAUCUCUCAACCUGAGGGCAGCCGGGAAUUGCAAGAUAGCUCGAGGAAAAAGGUCCGCGAAGCCUCACGAGAAAUCACCCGCGUCUCCCAGGAUCUGCACGCUCGUGGCCUCGAGCGGUACCUGCCUACGACCGGGGUCACUGUCCUUCUCCCGGCUAUCAUUAUCCAUCUCCUGGACAUUAAGUCUUGUAACGAUGACGCCCGCCAAGCUGCCAUGGAUGGUUUCUGUCAGUGCAUGCUCGUACUCGAGAAGUUACGGGAUAACUACGCGUCGGCAGAUUUCGCUACCCAGUUCCUCGAGGCGGCAAUCCGGAAAGCAGACAUCGAUGUCAUGAUGAGGAAUUCGAACCACAGGAUGCGACACGACAAUGCCAAAGCCACCGAGAUGCAGCACCGCUCCCGAGCGGCGCGCAGGACAACACCUCCUAGCGACGAGCACGGUAUCGACAUCGAUCUCCAGAGCAGCGGCAUGGUCGACAUUGGCAUCCCCGUGGGCCGGCCCGACAACCUCCACAACGCCAUCUCGGCGCGCACGCCCGACAGCGAGAACGCCGUCUCAGGCGACCAGUUCGGCAACAGCAACAUGAACGGCAUGGAGUUCCCGACCAUGGGCAACUCCCUCACGGGCGAUGUCGACCUCAACGACUUCCUCACCUUCGACAACGGCAACGAGCUGUGGAACGUCCCGCUCGAGGAGGGCGCCCACGGCGAGAGCGGCGGCUUCAUGGGCGACAUGACCUGGAUUGAUCAGGCGCCCGGCUGGAGCAGGUUGAAUAGCCCGCUGCCCGAGGUGGUGCAGCCCGAUGGGCAGGACCUGUUUGGCAAUAACGCGUCGACAGAGGCGAGACCUCUCGCGUAA
Amorphotheca resinae ATCC 22711 is the source of this 2631-nucleotide messenger RNA. RefSeq lists its product as hypothetical. The transcript is spliced from 4 exons. Gene Ontology annotation, biological process: DNA-templated transcription; regulation of DNA-templated transcription. Gene Ontology annotation, molecular function: zinc ion binding; DNA-binding transcription factor activity, RNA polymerase II-specific; DNA binding. The record is from RefSeq and is a predicted model, not a curated record. NCBI's taxonomy places the organism in Eukaryota, Fungi, Ascomycota, Leotiomycetes, Helotiales, Amorphothecaceae. The coding region runs from base 1 to 2631 and encodes 876 amino acids.